This is a messenger RNA of Python bivittatus (Burmese python), 2295 nucleotides long. It is a transcript of the gene VIP, whose product is annotated as vasoactive intestinal peptide. NCBI's taxonomy places the organism in Eukaryota, Metazoa, Chordata, Lepidosauria, Squamata, Pythonidae. Gene Ontology annotation, cellular component: neuron projection; extracellular region. Gene Ontology annotation, molecular function: peptide hormone receptor binding; neuropeptide hormone activity. Gene Ontology annotation, biological process: epinephrine secretion; regulation of protein localization; adenylate cyclase-activating G protein-coupled receptor signaling pathway. The record is from RefSeq and is a predicted model, not a curated record.
UGCACUAAACGCGAAGAAAAGCAGGCUGGUAAACUUCAGACCAGCAGACCAGACACUUUCCUUUGAAUACUCUGUUCAGUACCUGAAGAAGAACCGUGUGGAGCGCCGAAUAGAAAUUCAGCACCUAGGAGAGCUCCAAGUAUCCCUUGAGCAAAAAUCACCAUUGCCGUAUUUUUGAAGAACUCCAAAGCCCGUCUUCUGGCUUUCCCAGGUCCAAAGAGAUGGAACACAGAAGGAGCUCCCAUCUUCUCCUCUUCUUUACACUCCUCUAUGUUUUCUGCUCUCAAGCCAUUGCCUUGCCUCCUUUAGGAUCAUACUCAGCUAUGAGACUAGGAAACAGAAUGCCAUUUGAUGGAGCAAGUGAAUCGGAUCACGUCCAAAGUUCGUUAAAACCCGAGGCUGACAUUCUUCAAACUACCGUACCUGAAAAUGAGAAGUUCUAUUUUGAUAUGUCCAGAGCUAUUGACAGAAACACAAGACAUGCUGAUGGACUCUUUACAAGUGGCUACAGCAAACUUUUGGGUCAACUUUCUGCGAAAAAGUAUUUGGAAUCCCUGAUUGGAAAAAGGAUUGGAAACAACAACCCCCUUGAUGAGCAGGUGCCAGUCAAACGUCACUCAGAUGCUGUCUUCACUGACAACUACAGCCGUUUACGAAAACAGAUGGCAGUGAAGAAGUACCUGGACUCUGUUUUAACUGGGAAAAGAAGUCAAGAAGAUCUCAACCCAUCCAGCCUUCGAGAUGAAGUGGAAUUGCUUGAACCAGCCUUCUUAGAAAACUAUGAUGAUGUCACUGUAGAUGACCUGGGGCUUCUGAACCACCUCCCACUGAACCUCUGAAGACAACUCAUUAAAAAAAAUCCUGCAAAAAAAAAAAAUCCUAAAAAAAGAUCAAGCUAUUUUUUGAGUUUCUCAUAGUAUUUCAAAGAGAUGAUUUCAUUAUUUAAAUCAAAACAAAUAUCUUGUGGAGUGAAAUUGGUGAUAUUUUUUGUUUCUUAUAUAAUAAAAGUGGAUGUUUACACUGUAAAUAAUAACUUUAGAGUGAUCUGACUGUACAUAUGUAUGCUUGUUUAACUCGUACAAAUUCUGUGUCUUCUGAUGCUGUAAGUCUGUUACCUUGACGCCUGCAGUUUCAGGAAAGACAAGUAAUGCAGAGGAGCAAAAUACAUCAAGUUGCUUCUUAUACUUGAUAUAGAAAAUCAGUCAGUGCUGGUUAUUUAUCCCUUUAACACUUGACUACCACGUUCAGCCAUUAAUUAAGGAAGUUAAAGAGUUACCAGUGAGAGAACAUUCAAUGUUUUCAAUACAUUAAGGACUGCAAAUCACUAGAAACAUCAGAGUUGUCACCAAAUUUUGCAUAAAAGAUAUUUAAGAUGAAUAAGAAGGAUUCUUCAGUGACAAAUCCCUGGUAGGAAUUCCUCUGAAUGUUGACCAAUUGUUGAUAUGACUUGCAACAUUUCUCAAACAAGUUUUUCACGCCUAGUUGCUGCUAAUUUUUUCCUAAACCAAUCAAUCAAUUUAUUUAUUGUUUUGACCACAGGUCAUAACAAAUAUUUUUUCUUAAAACACAGUUCCAGAGAGAUCUUGAAAGACUUACUAAGGCAAAAGCCUAGUGAUAUAAUGACCGAAAUAUUCACUUUUUUGUUUAUUUCCUUACAUUGCAUAAUUAGACUAAUUGCACAGACAGACAAUAUCUUCUCCUCUGUACAUACUUGAAUACAGUGUACAAAUGCAUUUAGUGAAAAAUGGUUUUGCUCAUUAAAAAAAAACAUGUUAGAAAGAUCAUCUACUCAAAUACAAGGGCACAACUUUGGAUGGAUUUUUAGUAGGAGGUUACCUUAUUAUUCAAAUUGUGGAAUAUUUUCAUAAUCAAGGAAAUAAACUAAAGCCAGGUACUUUGUAUUAGCCUGGAUCUUUUCCCUGAAAUGAAAUGACAGAACUGUUUGACUGAACAUUCAAUGUAAGGCACAAUUAUGAAAAGCAAACUUUACCCCUUGAAUUGUUUCUAAAGUUUAGAACUUUAGAAAAGUUCUAAAACCAUUAUCCAAGAAUUACUCUGCAUUUGCCCUGAGAUACUGUAUGUUGACUGAUGAAAGCAUUGCUAGUAGAUUAAAAAGUAGGAUUGGAGACACUUGGCUUUUUUCCAAAACGAAUGUAACCAGUGAAAUAUGCAGACAAUAAAAACUUAUUAUUGCUGCAAAUACCUUUGGUUCAAUUCAAUGCAGCAGUAAUCUAAUGGUCAAGUGGCAGAGCCCAAACCAUUUCUUUCAUGUAUAGCUAAUUAUAACCCUGACAA